ACACACAACACCCUGAAGAAAUGGAUGUCAGCAGAGCUGAGGAGGAGUUCUGUGCUGUAAACCAUGCAGAGAAAACUCUCCAUAAAAUAGAGAACUACUGGAAAGAGAAAAAACUGUGUGAUGUGAUACUCAUUGCUGGAAACAUGCAAAUCCCAGCCCAUCGGUUGGUUCUCAUUGCAAUGUCCGAUUAUUUUGCUGUGAUGUUCACUCAUGAUAUGCAUGAAGCCAUUCAAGAAGAGGUCAAGGUGGAAGGAAUCGAUCCUAAUGCACUUAAUUCCUUAGUUCAGUAUGCUUACACAGGUGUUCUCCAAUUGAAAGAAGAUACUAUUGAAAAUUUGCUGGGUGCAGCUUGUUUUCUGCAGCUGACUGAAGUCAUUGAAGUCUGCUCCAAUUUUCUUAUAAAGCAGCUCCAUCCUUCAAACUGCUUAGGGAUUCUGUCAUUUGGAGAUGCCCAGGGCUGCACAGAGCUCCUGAGAUUGGCACAUAAGUACACAAUGGAACACUUCAUCGAGGUAAUAAAGAAUGAAGAAUUCCCCCUGCUUCCAGCUAAUGGGAUUUCCAAACUUCUAGGCAGUGAUGACGUUAAUGUGCCUGAUGAAGAAACCAUUUUCAAUGCUGUCAUGCAGUGGGUGGGUUACGAUGUGCAGGCGAGGAAGCAAGACCUGCCAGUGCUGCUCUCUUACAUCAGACUGCCCUUACUUCCACCACAGUUACUGGUGGAUCUUGAAGAGAGCCCCAUGUUUACUGCUGAUCUAAAGUGCCAAAAUCUCCUGAUAGAAGAUAUGAAGUAUCAUCUCUUACCUGAGAGAAGACACAUGCUGCAAAGCCCUAGGACCAAGCCUAGAAAAUCGACUGUGAGGGUGCUUCAUGCUGUGGGAGGCACGGAUGGUAUGAGAGGUACCCGUGCAAUUGAAAAAUAUGACCUCAGGACCAACAGCUGGCUACAUAGUAGCACCAUGAGUAGCCUUAGGUUUCAGUUUGGAGUUGCAGUUAUUGAUAAUAAACUCUAUGUCCUCGGAGGAAGGUAUGGUUCAAAAACCUUAAAUACUGUGGAAUGUUUUGAUCCAGCUAGCAAAAUCUGGACUGUGAUGCCUCCCAUGUCAACACCGAGGCAUGGCUUAGGUGUAGUCACACUUGAAGGACCAAUGUAUGCUGUUGGUGGUCAUGAUGGGUCGAAUUAUCUAAGAACUGUAGAAAGAUGGGACCCUGAGGGACAUCAGUGGACUUACGUGGCCAGUAUGUCAACUCCUAGAAGUACAGCUGGUAUUGUUGCAUUAAAUGGCAAGCUAUAUGCUGUUGGUGGAUGUGAUGAAUGUUCCUGCCUCAAAUCAGUGGAAUACUUUAACCCACACACUAACAAAUGGAGUCUGUGUGCUUCAAUGUCUGAAAGACGUGGACUUGUGGGAGCUGCAACAUACAAUGGAUUUUUAUAUGUUGUUGGGGGCCAUGAUUUCUCUACUUCUGACCAAUGCACAGGCAUUUCUAACCGUGUGGAACUGUAUGAUCCAAAAACUGAUUCAUGGUCCACUGUGGCGCCUCUGAGGGUUCCUCGAGAAGGCAGUGCUCUAUGUCCCCUUGGAGACAGGCUCUAUGUGGUUGGAGGAUAUGAUGGACAUACUUGUUUGAAUACUGUUGAUUCAUAUGAUGCACAAAAAGAUGAGUGGAGAGAGGAAGCUCCUGUCAACAUUGGAAGAAUGGGUCCAUGUGUGGUGGUGAUGAAGCUACCAUAAAGCAAUGUUUUCAAAGGGAAAGAAAGUGGAUACUUUCAAGAAAUGGAGUAGAAAGAAGAGAAGAAUGUUCUUUCCUUCAUAAAGUAAUCAAAGAUGAAAAUUCUUGUGUCAU
Molecule: messenger RNA, 1842 nt
Organism: Manis javanica (Malayan pangolin)
Lineage: Eukaryota; Metazoa; Chordata; Mammalia; Pholidota; Manidae
Source: RefSeq, a predicted model, not a curated record